Molecule: messenger RNA, 3843 nt
Organism: Menidia menidia (Atlantic silverside)
Lineage: Eukaryota; Metazoa; Chordata; Actinopteri; Atheriniformes; Atherinopsidae
Source: the annotation of a GenBank genome assembly
GGCAACCUUUGCUGGGCCGCUCACGAGGGUUUUCCUUUCUCAGCCAGCUCCAUUGCUGCCAGCGAGUGCGUGGCCUAGAUGGACUGGUGAAACUGUCAAAAUUCAAGUCAAGUCAGUCAAGUUUUGCGUUGAACUCGUGUCACCGUCAUGCCGGCGUAUUUUCAGCGGCCAGAGAAUGCUCUCAAACGAGCGAACGAAUUUCUUGAGGUUGGCAAAAAGCAGCCAGCUUUGGAUGUUUUGUACGAUGUCAUCAAAAGCAAGAAACAUCGAACAUGGCAGAAGAUCCACGAGCCGAUUAUGCUCAAAUACCUCGAGCUCUGUGUGGAUCUCCGCAAGAGCCACCUGGCAAAAGAGGGCCUGUACCAAUACAAGAACAUCUGCCAGCAGGUGAACAUCAAAUCACUGGAGGAUGUGGUUAGGGCUUACCUCAAGCUGGCAGAGGAGAAGACUGAGACGGCUAAGGAAGAGUCCCAGCAGAUGGUUUUGGAUAUCGAGGACCUGGACAAUAUUCAGACACCUGAAAGUGUGCUUCUGAGUGCUGUGAGUGGUGAGGAUACCCAGGACCGUACUGACCGCCUGCUGCUCACCCCAUGGGUAAAGUUCCUGUGGGAGUCUUACCGCCAGUGCCUGGACCUCCUUAGGAACAACUCCAAGGUGGAGCGCCUGUACCAUGACAUUGCCCAGCAAGCUUUUAAGUUCUGCCUGCAGUACACCCGCAAAGCAGAAUUUCGCAAGCUGUGUGACAACCUGCGCAUGCAUCUGGGCCAGAUCCAACGACACCACAACCAGAGCACCGCCAUCAACCUGAACAACCCGGAGAGCCAGUCCAUGCACCUGGAGACCCGUCUGGUGCAGCUGGACAGCGCCAUAAGCAUGGAGCUCUGGCAGGAAGCAUUCAAGGCUGUUGAGGACAUCCACGGCCUGUUUGCUCUCUCCAAGAAGCCUCCAAAGCCUCAGCUUAUGGCCAACUACUACAACAAAGUUUCUACUGUGUUCUGGAAGUCAGGAAACGCCCUCUUCCAUGCCUGCACCCUCCACCGGCUUUAUCACCUCUCCAGGGAAAUGCGCAAGAAUCUGACCCAAGAUGAGAUGCAGAGGAUGUCGACCAGAGUCCUUCUGGCCACGCUGUCUAUUCCAAUUACCCCCGAGCGCACCGACAUCGCUCGCCUUCUCGACAUGGACGGCAUCAUCGUGGACAAACACCGCCGCCUGGCGACCCUCCUGGGUCUGCAGUCCCCCCCGACUCGCCAGAGCCUCAUCAACGACAUGGUGAGAUUCAAUCUGCUGCAGUAUAUAGUACCUGAGGUCAAAGAGCUUUACAACUGGCUGGAAGUCGACUUUCAUCCUCUAAAGCUUAGUGGAAGAGUGACUAAGGUGUUGAAUUGGAUAAAAGACCAGGCUGAGAAGGAGUCUGAUCUGCAGCAUUACGUCCCACACCUGCAGAGUAACACCAUCCUCAGGCUCCUGCAGCAGGUGGCACAGAUCUAUCAAAGCAUUGAGUUCAGCAGACUGGCCUCCCUGGUUCCAUUCGUGGAUGCCUUUCAGCUGGAGCGCUCCAUUGUGGAUGCUGCACGCCACUGCGAUCUGCAAGUUCGAAUAGAUCACUCCUCUCGGACUUUGAGCUUCGGCUCCGACCUGAACUAUUCCACCAAAGAGGAUGCGCCUGUGGGUCCUUUCCUGCAGAACAUGCCAUCAGAGCAGAUCAGGAACCAGCUGACUGCCAUGUCUGCUUCGCUGGCCAAAGCCAUCCAUGUCAUCAGGCCCGCCUCCAUCCUGCAAGAGCGUGAGGAGCAGAGCCAGCAGGCCAUCGCUGCCUAUCUGAAGAACGCCCGCAAGGACCACCAGCGCAUCCUGGCCCGCAGGCAGACCAUCGAGGAGCGCAAGGAGCGCCUGGAGAGCCUGAACAUUCAGCGAGAGAAGGAGGAGCUGGAGCAGCGAGAGGCUGAAAUGCAGAAAGUCCGCAAGGCUGAAGAGGAGCGUCUGCGGCAGGAGGCCAAAGAAAGGGAGAAGGAGCGCAUCAUGCAGGAGCACGAGCAGAUCAAGAAGAAGACCGUGCGCGAGCGGCUGGAGCAGAUCAAGAAGACCGAACUGGGCGCCAAGGCCUUCAAGGAUAUUGACAUUGAGAAUCUGGAGGAACUGGACCCCGACUUCAUCAUGGCCAAACAGGUGGAACAGCUAGAGAAAGAGAAGAAGGAGCUUCAGGAGCGCUUGAAGAAUCAGGAGAAGAAGAUCGACUACUUUGAGAGGGCCAAACGCCUGGAGGAGAUUCCCCUCAUCAAGAAAGCCUACGAGGAGCAGCGUGUCAAAGACAUGGAGCUGUGGGAGCUCCAAGAGGAGGAGAGGAUCAACAACAUGAAAGUGGAACGCGAGAAGGCCCUGGAGCAUAAGAAGCGCAUGUCCAGGAUGAUUGAGGACAAAGAGAGCUUCCUGUCUAAAAUAACCGCCGCUCGCAGCUUCAUUUACGAGGAAAAAUUGAAAACAUUUGAGGAACGGCUGGUGGAGGAGAGGAAGAAACGUAUGGAGGACAGGAAGAGGCAGCGCAAAGAAGACAGGCGCAAUACGUACUACCGCCAAAAAGAGGAGGACGCCCAGCGCAUCCACGAGGAGCAGCUCAAGAAAGAACGAGAAGAGCGUGAACGUCUGGAGCAAGAGCAGCGGGAGGAGGAGGAGAGGGAGUACCAGGAGCGCCUGCGCAAGCUGGAGGAGCAGGACCGCAAGCAGCGCGCCCGCCAGCAGGAGAUCGAGGAGCGGGAGCGCCUCCGCGAGGAGGAGAGAAGGGGCCAGCCGGAGGACAGGGCCAAGGACCGGGGUGAAAAGGAGGAGGGAGGCUGGAGGAGGCGCACUGAGGGAGGCGACUCGGAGUGGCGUCGCCCGGUGCCCGACAGGGAGUGGAGGCAGGAGGGCCGAGAGGAGGACAAGGACGACAAGGAGGGGCCCUUCAAGCGAGACGGGCCCCGCCGGGGCGUGGAGGAGCGAGGGCCCCGCAGAGCCUUCGACGAUGAGCGAGGCCCUCGUCGCGGGGCCGACGACGAGCGUCCCCCACGCAGAGGCUUGGAUGAAGACCGCGGCCCCCGCAGAGGGUUCGACGACGACCGCGGCCCGCGCCGCGCAUUUGAUGACGAUCGCGGCCCGCGCCGCGCCUUUGACGAUGACAGAGGUCCUCGUAGAGGCAUGGAUGACUCCAGAGGCCCCAGGCGAGUGGCCGACGAUGACUGGGGUCCUAGAAGAGGGGAUGACGACAGAGGUGGAAGGAGAGGCAUGGACGAUGGCCCCCGUCGCGGCGGGGACGACCUCAAAGCCUGGAAGCCCCUCGGCAGACCUGGCGGCUGGCGUGAGCGGGAGAAGGCCCGGGAGGACAGCUGGGGGCCGCCCCGCGGCGGGGCUCAGGAUGACGAGGAGGAAGGGGAGGGCGAGGAAAGAUCCAGUGACUUCAGAGACCGUCGUCCGCCCAGGGAGGAGAGCAGCUGGAGGAGAGGAGGCACAGAGGAAACGAGUAGCUGGAGGGAGUCUCGCAGAGAAGAGGCCGACCGCGACGAUCGGCGCCCCGAGCGUCGCGAAAGACCACGGGAAGACCGCGAAGUCCGGGCCCCACCCAGAGAUAAUGAUGAAGGUGGCUCCUGGCGCCGUGGAGGCGAGGACAGGCGAGAGGAGCGGGAGCGUCCCAGUGAGCGGGAGCGUCCCAGUGAGCGUCCCAGUGAGCGUCCCAGUGAGCGGGAGCGUCCCAGUGAGCGGGAGCCGGAGCCUGAAUCUGAGGGGGAAAAAGCUUGGCGCACCGACAAAGAAAUUCCCCGUCGCACAAAGAAUGAGACCGACGACGACGGCUGGACCACCGUCCGCCGCUAA